AUGAGCACCGUGCCCGACUCCAAGCGCGCCGCCGUCGCCGUCAAGAUGGAGCCGCGCGGUCUCUCGGCCACGUCGACCGAGUCGCGCCAGAUCCGCCUGCAGCAGCUGACGACCCAGCUGCUCUGGCGCCUGCAGCAGUCGUCGCCCUACCACGUUCUCAAGCCGAAGGAUCUCGUCGUGCCCAGGCUGCCCGACGACGCCGUCGACCUGCACCAGGCGCUCAAGGUGCAGAGGCCCGUGCUCGGGCUCGAGGAGUCGCGCGGCGCGCUGUAUGAGAUUGGCGUCUCCGACGACGGGACCCUUGUCGGUCUGACGCAGGAUGAGAUGGACGAGAGCAUCGUCACACUGCGGGUCAUGGCGGCGACCUUGGGCUGCCGAGUCGACCUGCUUCGCCAAGUCAUUGUCGGGGAGUGCGAGUGGCCCGAGACGGCGGAGCUCGUUGACAAUAGUGCCUCGGUUCCGGCGCAGACGCUUCGGCACGGCACGCUGCGUGUUGCCGAGGCGUUCGUCACGCCGGACUUUGGAUCUCGAAGCGGGGACGCAGGGUCUCGAAACGGCUUGCCAAAACAGGACGCGGUUGCUGCGUCGGGCAUCGACAAGAGCGAGAGCCCGAGCACGAGCCGGUCCGUGACCGAUCAACUGCGAGUCACAUUGACGGGACCGACGACCUCUGGUAAAUCGACGCUGCUGGGCACUCUGUCAACGAGCACAAUGGACAACGGCCGCGGCAGGAGCAGGCUCAGCUUGUUCAAGCAUCGACACGAAGUCGUCUCCGGCAUGACCAGCUCCGUCGCGCAGGAGCUUCUCGGUUACAAGGACGACACGAUCGUCAACUACGCGAAAGCCCACGUCGAGUCGUGGCUCGAUAUUCACUUUGAGUCGGAAAAUGGGCGCCUCGUGUUCGUGUCGGACUCGGCCGGCCACCCGCGCUUCCGGCGGACGAUUCUGCGAGGCCUCGUCGGCUGGGCACCUCAGUGGACGGUCUUGUGUCUCGCAGCCGACGACCUGGAAACGAACUCGGCCAAGGAUGGCAUCAGCUCCUCGGCGCAAGAUGUGCUGGGAUCUGACGGUGCCAACGUCGACCUUGCCAAAGCGCACCUUGAGCUGUGUCUGAAGCUCAAGACGCCUCUUGUCGUAGCCAUCACGAAGCUCGACCUCGCCACCAAGACCAGCAUUCAGAGAGUCCUGGGCAAGGUAUUGACGCUCAUCAAGGAAGCUGGACGAAUCCCCAAAAUCCUGCAGCCUGCGCAGAAUGAGCCUCCGAGCCCCUCGGUCAUAUCUGCGUCGGACUCGGCCAAGGUGAAGGGUGCCCUCGGUGACUUGGCCCAGGGGGAUGACCUCCUCAAGUUGGUGCCAAUCGUGUUGACCAGCGCUGUAAGCGGUGCUGGUAUCGGCUUGAUGCACGCUCUCUUGAAGGAACUUCCUCUCCCCCGCGUCCCCACAGCUCAUGACUUCGUCGGAGAGGCUUUGAACCCCGAGCAGCCCUCAUCGGUGUUCCAUAUUGACGACACGUUCAGCCGCCCUGCUGAUUUUGCUUCCAUUACUGAAAAUGGCUCGCAUUCAGACCUGGGAAUCGUGGUCUCGGGCUAUUUGCGCUUCGGCCAUCUUUCCGUAGGCGACACAAUCGUGGCGGGGCCGUUUCCGUCAGAUGACGAUGACUUCAAGGGCAGAACGCCGGAGGAACGUCCGUCGCCCGGGGGCGGCUAUGAGCUUUCGAUAUCGCACCCGUCGUCUGCCGAACUGGCUAGGGUGGCGAUCCGUAACGCCGUCGCCGCAUCGACCAUCAAGGGCGAAUGGCACAACGCCAGGAUUGUCAGCAUCCGCAACCUGCGUCUCGGAGUGCGGACCCUGUCAGCCGGGCAGGUGGGCACGAUCGGCAUCCUGCUCGACAUGCCGCCGCCGGCCGGCUCAUCAGAGGGCAGUCUCGAGCCGCCGGCGCGCGAGGCGCCCCGCAUACGCAAGGGAAUGGUCCUCGCCGUGCCGCCGCAGCACAUGCUCAAGACGGGCAUGUCCCUGCAGGCGGCGAGUGGUCUGACGGCCGUGUUCCACGACCUCAACGCCGCGUCGCUCAUGAUCGGCACGCUCGUCAACGUCUACUGCGGGACCGUCCGGGCGGCGGCGCGUGUGCUGGGCCUGUCUACGCUUCGCGCCCGCAACGGCUUGCACAAGGCCGCGUCCGCGACCGACGAGGUCGAGGAAAUAUUCGCUGUGGACCAGGACGAGGAUGCCAUGAGGCCCACGGGCGUGGAGGUUGUGCUGGAGCUGCUGACGAGCCGGGAGUGGAUCGAGCUUGGCUCGCAGGUUGUCAUUCUCGAGGGCGGGCGCAAUGAUCGGUCUGGACUGGAGGGCUAUGUCGGGAACAUUGUAGAGAUUGUUGACUGA
Molecule: messenger RNA, 2382 nt
Organism: Verticillium alfalfae VaMs.102
Lineage: Eukaryota; Fungi; Ascomycota; Sordariomycetes; Glomerellales; Plectosphaerellaceae
Product: GTP-binding protein
Exons: 1
Coding region: 1-2382 (793 amino acids)
Biological process (GO): translational elongation
Molecular function (GO): translation elongation factor activity; GTP binding; GTPase activity
Source: RefSeq, a predicted model, not a curated record